AUGCAAACUCAGACUUCGAAACGCGACGCGAAUGCCGCAGGCAUUGACACCCACGAACAAGACGGCGCCAAACGGCACAAGCCUGAUGUCCAUACUGAUUUGUUGAACUCUCCGACUACCCCCGGGAUCACCGAACUUCUCAACCUCUCCUCCGGGGAACCUGUCACCCCGGAGUCGGCUCAUGCACGCUUCGCGCUCAUCGCUCAAUCCCUUCUGCACGAGCAUCGCAUAGUAUGGUGCAACGCUGCUGCCAGUGCGCGUGAGGAAUACGAGAUAGUGGAACUGGAGUUCUACUUGAAUAGUGAAGAACAUCCCGACCCAUAUACCCACGGCUCGGAAGAGCAGACUGCGCUUGGACAAUGGUACUUUCAUCGCGCGCCUCGCAAGACGCCAGCGCCUCAGCCAACUGCUGGGUCAAAACCAGCUGGUUAUCGUGGCGGCACGCGUAAAGGGCUCGAUAUCACUCUAGGUUGUCCACUGGGCCACACCGGCAAAAAGAUGCGAGGCGGCAUCUUGCUGCGAACGGUACGGCGCAUCUCGGAUGGGCGCAUCAUAUCGGGACCCUCCCUGCUUGUCGAUGAAUUACUUCGGGUGUCCUCGGCGACUAGUCUCACGACGCUUGUCGAUGAACACUGGAUAGGCAAUAUAUCUAUUGAUCACCACUCGCCAGACGCCAAGAGCUGGCUGAGCUUAGAACGCAUAGACAAAUCGGGCGCUUGUGGAACAAUCUACCACUCUCCACGGAUUGGUCUCGAUCUCAGUCAUUCAUCCGUCCAGGUGAACAAAGAGAACCCGCGUAUCCGUUUUGUAUGCGCUCAUUACCGCUUUUUCAUGCAUCCCGACCUACUCAUCGCCAACGGUCGCGGCCAGACGUUCCUAGGCGUCGUAGUGUGUGCCCAGAAGUGGUUCGGCUAUUCUCCUGACAUGCUUGUCUUGAAUGCACCAGGACGUGUGGGUCUGCAACAGAAGACAGCGAUGAAGUACCUGGAAACGUACCGCAAAGCACGAGAAAAGAAGAACCUGCGCGACUUCAUCGGGCCUGUCGGCAAAGCUGCAGGCUCUUCGGCCGUACCAUUCCUCGAGAUGGCCGGUGCCUUGAGACGCUAUCUCGAUCUUGAAGAACCUUGA
Molecule: messenger RNA, 1128 nt
Organism: Peniophora sp. CBMAI 1063
Lineage: Eukaryota; Fungi; Basidiomycota; Agaricomycetes; Russulales; Peniophoraceae
Source: the annotation of a GenBank genome assembly